AUGGCGGCUAGCGGUCCAUUGGUGGAGCAGGAUGGCACGCAGGUGCAGUUCAAGUCCGUGAUGCAGAACCUGUUCGUGGCUGCCGAGAAUGGCGGCGGGGCGGCGCUGGUCGCAAAUCGGUCAUCCGCCUCUGGUUGGGAGACCUUCAAGCUUUGGCGUAUUGACCAGAACACCUUCAACUUCAAGGUGUUCAGCAACCAGUUCGUGACCGUUGCCGGCGUUAAUGUGGUGGCCACGGCCUCCACGCCGGGGCAGUCCGAGAUGUUCCAGCUAGUGCGAGACGACGCUGACAAGAAUAGGAUGAGGAUCAGAGCACCCAAUGUGUCCUUCUUACUGGCAAACAAUGAUGGUUCGGUGACGGCCGACUUUGGUGAGAGCACAACCUGGGGCGACGACGACCCGUCCGUGUUUGCAGUGACCAGAGUCACGGGCCUACAAGGGGAGUACCAGAUCUGCAAUGGAUAUGGCAAAGAUAAGGCCGCACAGGUCAUGAAUGACCACUGGAGCACAUACAUCGUGGAAGACGACUUUGCGUUCAUGGCAGCAAUUGGUCUGAACGCGGUGAGGAUCCCAGUGGGAUGGUGGAUCGCCAGCGACCCCAACCCUCCAGCUCCAUUCGUGGGAGGCUCUCUCCAAGCCUUGGACAACGCGUUCACAUGGGCAGACAUGAUGAACAAUAUUGGUGUGAUCAUACACUUGCAUGCAGCGCUUGGGUCGCAAAAUCCCAACAAGCACAGCGGUACUAGGGAUGGCUCGCAGACCUGGGGAGACUCCAACAUCACGCAAACUGUGCAAGUCAUUGACUUCCUCGCAGCAAGGUCUCUAUCUGUUACUAUAUUUUUACUUGAGAAAAUAUGGUUUAACGAGGUGGCUCCCGGCGUGUCAAUAGAUAGCUUAAAAAGAUACUACCAACAGGACUACAACGCUGUUAGGAAGCACUCACUUACGGCCUAUGUGAUCAUGUCCAACCGACUUUCAGCGUCUUCGAGCGAGCUCGUCGAUUUUGCCUCACUGUUCGGAAGGGUCGUCCUUGACGGGCACUACUACCUGUUGUUCGACAACAAGUUCAACAGUUUCACUGUGCAGCAGAACAUCGAUUACGUCAACAACAACAUCGCCAGUGAUCUCAGCGCCAUGACAAGGCGAGAUGGCCCUCUCACCUUUGUUGGUGAAUGGGUGGCCGAGUGGCAGGUAAACGGUGCACCGAAGGAAGACUUCCAACGGUUUGCAAAUGCACAGAUGGCUGUGUAUCGGCAAGCUACAUUUGGAUGGGCUUACUGGACCUACAAGAAUGUUAACAACCACUGGAGUAUGCAGUGGAUGAUCAACAAUGGAUACAUCUCCUUACAAAAUGCCUGA
Triticum aestivum (bread wheat) is the source of this 1359-nucleotide messenger RNA. Its product is annotated as probable glucan 1,3-beta-glucosidase A. The transcript has 8 exons. The record is from RefSeq and is a predicted model, not a curated record. Gene Ontology annotation, biological process: actin filament bundle assembly; establishment or maintenance of cell polarity; cell migration. Gene Ontology annotation, cellular component: cytoplasm; actin cytoskeleton. NCBI's taxonomy places the organism in Eukaryota, Viridiplantae, Streptophyta, Magnoliopsida, Poales, Poaceae. Bases 1 to 1359 code for a protein of 452 amino acids. Gene Ontology annotation, molecular function: actin filament binding; hydrolase activity, hydrolyzing O-glycosyl compounds.